Messenger RNA from Vollenhovia emeryi, 2541 nucleotides. RefSeq lists its product as uncharacterized. The coding region runs from base 746 to 2326 and encodes 526 amino acids. The transcript is spliced from 8 exons. Lineage: Eukaryota; Metazoa; Arthropoda; Insecta; Hymenoptera; Formicidae. The record is from RefSeq and is a predicted model, not a curated record.
CUCUAUAUUGAAUUUUAAAACUUUAAUAACAUUUUAUAACAUAUGAUUAUUACAUAUUAUUCGUAAAGUUAUGAUAAUUUGAAUUCUUGCCAUUUUAGGACUUUAUUUUACAUUGUAAUAAUGGAUCAAUAUGUUCCAUUUAAGCAACAAAAUAUGUGCUAGCUAAAUUCUCUUUAUUUACAAUUUAUAACAGAUGUUGAUCUAAAAAUGCCCAUGACGUGUAAUUACUGAUUUAUAUGUGUCACUGAUAGUGAAAUCUCGUGUAUUGAUGACCUCGCAUGCUUCGCAUUAGCGUCGCUGUGUGAUAACAAAUCGACACGCUAAAAGCACCAAGUAAUCUGGUCGGGAAAAGGUACGUGUUUAUUCUACAAAUCAUAGAAGAUAAAAUUUUUCAGCCAUUAAUAAAUGACAUGAGCAGAAUAUACUGCUGGAUAUCUGUGUUAAAAUCAUUACAAAGCAAAUGUAUCGAAUACAUUAUCUAUUUCUACUGUGUACAUAAUCUUGCAGUCUAUAUACAACAUAAUAAAAUAGUAUUUGCUUUUAUUAAAUCAGAAGUUUUACUCAAAGAAUAAUUUAUGGAUAUGCAUCAAUGCAAUAUUAAUAUAUAAAUAUUUAAAAAUAUCUAUAUUUUAUCCUUUUUUUCAGCUGUAAAGAGAGUUGCCUCCAGUUAAAUUAUCUCCUGCAUAAAAGAAUUUCAGGAAGGAAUGUUAAAUAGGAUGUUAACUUAAUCGACGUAAAUUUGAGGAUGUCGAUUCGACAUCGUUUCGACAUCGAUCGACAAGUCAUUUCUCGCUGGUACAAUUGUAGAAAUCAUGAUUAUAUCAAGGAUACGAUAAUCAUAAUUUUCGUAAUUAUGCCGUGCUCAUAUAUACCGUUGCAAAUCAACAAAACACGUUGUAAAAGCUCUUUGUCGAAAACGAGCGUUAUUCCCGAUUACGUCGAACGUUGUUCAUCGUCCGAAACAAUGAACGGCGUGAUUUGGAGCAGGACGCAGAAGACUUUCGUGCCAAUUUCCAGCGUGCCGGAGUUUGCCAUGAUGCAACAAGAACGUCUUAGACAAAGUCGAGCACUGGAAACCCACAAUUUUCAAUUGCAGAACGUGACUCUAACAUAUUUACAGGAACCGCCUUUUCUCGAAUUUUACGAUGAAGAUACGAAAAUCACAGGACUCUGCGGUGAACUGUGGAAUCUUCUUUCUGAAAAAUUGAAUUUUACAUUACAGCUAGUGAGGUCAAAUAAAACCUUGUACGUAUUUGAGAAAAACCAAUCCGCGUUGAAGCAUGGAUUAUUAAGUAUAAUAAUGCGCAAUGAAACCAACGUGAUACCAAAAGUCAAUUUUGCGAAUCCUUUACGUGUAGCUUUUGAUUUCACAACGCCUUUAUGGACGAACAGCCAGCGAUUAUACACUGCACAUGAGAUAGUACAUGACAGCACAUGGAUGGCGAAAGUAUUCUCUUGGAAAAUAUGGUGCUUUGUAUUGAUUAUGUAUCUACUAUUGAGCGUGUGCAGUUUUUGGUCACAAACUAUUCUCGCACGAAUCAGAAAUAAUUGCAGACGCUCGACUAUCGGCGAUCAUAUUUUUUAUAACUUUGGAAUGAUCUGCAAUCAAAACUCCAUUCCCAAUGUACUUGUUGGAAGAUCAAGGAUAUUAGAAAUAUCGCUGGGCCUCUUUUGUUCUAUAUUGUACAUGGCGUUUGGAGCUUUAUUAUUCGUUUACAUGACAAAAAAUAUUAGCUUUCUACCGCCAUUCAAUGAUCUGGACUCUCUCCGGACCAAAACUUCAUAUAAAGUUGUUUCUUUGAAAGGAUCCAUUGGCGAAGUCGUAUUUACGGUAUUAAUAAAUACGUUUGAUAUAAUUUGUUUUAUUAUAAUGCCUCAGCAACACUUUGUGCUGCUAAAGACCGCACAACGCGUCGUCAUUGCAUCAACAGACGAGGAAAUGUUUAAAUUGGCAUGUCUAAAAGGUGAAAAGAAGUAUGUAGUAUUCCAAGGUGAAGACGAGUUUAGGACAAAAGGUCGAAUUGUAUGUCACGUGAUACCAGUUGGACAACCCUACCUUAAGAUGUGGAUGUCUUCCGGCAUUGCAAGGAAUUUUAAAUACAAAAGGUCCAUCGACAUCGGGAUACUCAGAAUAAAGGAAGUUGGACUGUGGAAUGUAUUAAUGGAUCGUUGGCUAAUAGAGAAGAAUCAAGACAAUAUGAACGUGUCGUACGCGAUUGAGAUAAAUCAAGUGAUUUUUAUAAUUUUAAUUAUGUGUUGUGGAACAAUAAUAGCAUUCAUAAUUUUAAUAAUUGAAAAAAUCGUUUAUGCUUACAAGCUAUCGUAAUUUUUCGUUUAUGUUAUGUCACUAAUUUAUUUAAUGUUGUACACUUCAUUUACUUAAAAGAUUUGCCAGCAGGUAUUUAACUCGAGAAUUCUGCAAACUCCGUAUUUAUAUCAUAAGUACAUAAAACCACAAUAUAAAUACUGUAAGAAUUGAAAUUGUAAUAAUUGUAAUAUAAUUAACAAUAAGUUUUAAGCGAAUAAUAUUAAAAUAAAAAC